Populus euphratica (Euphrates poplar) is the source of this 1556-nucleotide messenger RNA. RefSeq names its product beta carbonic anhydrase 5, chloroplastic-like. Gene Ontology annotation, molecular function: zinc ion binding; carbonate dehydratase activity. The coding region runs from base 517 to 1311 and encodes 264 amino acids. Lineage: Eukaryota; Viridiplantae; Streptophyta; Magnoliopsida; Malpighiales; Salicaceae. The record is from RefSeq and is a predicted model, not a curated record. The transcript is spliced from 10 exons. Gene Ontology annotation, biological process: carbon utilization.
UCUCCUUUUGAUCCUUUACACAACCAUGUACCCAUCAGAGCAGGGUUGUUUAGCUGGCAACUUCAUGAACACACACCCACGUUGUUGGACCUCUUUACAUAGUUUUCUCCGUCUUUCUUUGAGACAAAAACAAGUGUUCCUUUCUUGUUCUUUCACUAAUACUUUAACCCCACCAGCCCACCACCACCUCCUCCUCCUCUCUCCGGGUUUUUUUUAAUCAAUUAAUUAAUUCUCUCACAUGUCUAUGAAUUCUCCUCAUUUCUAUCCAUCCAAAGACACAAACUUUACCUUUAUUUGUCUCUGCAAUGGCUGUCCCAUCACCACCUUUCUCUCUUUCAAAACACUCCUUAUCCAAUUCCCCUUCAUUUCAUGCUUCCAACCCUCCAUUGGAUCCCUCUAAAGCUUCAGCCUUGGGAACCCAAAAUGCCAUUGGUUCUAAGGCUAAUUUAGGAGGAGUUGAGCAGACCCAUUUGAGAUUGUGGAAUAAUUUGAAGAGAGAUUGUAUAGUAUAAGACAAUGACUACAACCAGCAACCUUUGGAAAAAUUCAGAUUUGAGAUUACAGGCUUCCAGGGAGCGUCCUGGACUGACUAAGGAACUUAAAAGUGAUAAAUCCGAGCGCAUGGAAAGAAUCAAACGUGGUUCUGAUUUAUUUGAUGAGAUGAAACAACGGUUUUUGAGCUUCAAAAAGCAUAAAUACAUGCAAAACUUGGAACUCUAUGAAAAGCUUGCCAAAGGUCAAGCACCAAAGUUUAUGGUGAUUGCUUGUGCAGACUCAAGGGUUUGCCCUUCGUCCAUCUUAGGAUUCCAGCCUGGUGAAGCUUUUGUCGUUCGCAACGUUGCAAACAUGGUGCCACCAUAUGAGAAUGGGCCAUCUGAAACAAAUGCAGGCUUAGAGUUUGCUGUAAAUUCUCUGAAAGUUGAAAACAUUUUAGUAAUUGGUCACAGUCAAUGUGGAGGCAUUCGUGCUCUAAUGAGUAUGCAUGAUGACGUAGAAACAAGUAGCCUCAUUGGAAGUUGGGUUUCUGUGGGGAUGAAUGCAAGAGUAAGAACUAAGGCAGCCACGAAACUUCUGAACUUUGACCAGCAGUGCAAACAUUGUGAAAAGGAAUCAGUCAACUGUUCAUUGGCAAACCUCCUCACUUAUCCAUGGGUGGAAGAAAAAGUGAGGAAUGGGGAACUUGCUAUUCACGGUGGCUAUUAUGAUUUCGUCGACUGUGCUUUUGAGAAAUGGACUCUGGAUUACGAGGAAAGCAAUCUGAAGGACAAAGGUGGGAGAGUUGCAGUAAAAGACCGAGCAUUUUGGUUCUGAAUUUUGCUGCUACUGAUUUAUCUAUAUGUUGUUGUUGUUGUUUGGUCGUCUUAGUGCUUUGUUUAUAUACUGUGAAGACACAGAAAAAUAAUGUUAUUCCUCGAAUUCCAGCGAACGACUACUAUGUUAUAUGUAUGGUUGUAUUAUAAUCCAAUUUGAUGUCAUAAUUUGUAUGUGCUGUUGUAUAACUCUAACCUUCGUAGUUCAUAAUGCAGAAAUGCUUCCAAAUCCCAGAUUCUGAUGGA